Magnolia sinica is the source of this 1473-nucleotide messenger RNA. RefSeq lists its product as uncharacterized. Gene Ontology annotation, biological process: DNA repair. Bases 1 to 1473 code for a protein of 490 amino acids. The transcript is spliced from 2 exons. Gene Ontology annotation, molecular function: endonuclease activity; DNA binding. The record is from RefSeq and is a predicted model, not a curated record. NCBI's taxonomy places the organism in Eukaryota, Viridiplantae, Streptophyta, Magnoliopsida, Magnoliales, Magnoliaceae.
AUGAUUGUUCUCUCCUGGAAUGUUCGAGGAUUAGGCUCUAGACAAAAGCGGAGCCUGAUCAAAGGGUCUAUCAGGAGAAAGCAACCGGAUGUUCUGUGUCUUCAGGAAACUAAAGUCCCGAAGUUCUCUAAGCAGCUCCUGGACUCGCUUUGGGGCGAUCAAGAUGCUGAUUUCGUAUCUCUAGACGCUUCGGGGUCCUCAGGUGGUAUCCUUAUCGCUUGGAAAUCUUCCAAGUGGGACCUCCCAACUCUUUCAGGGGCCUUUUCUAAAGCAGCCCUCCUUCAAGAUAAGUAUUCCUCUUUUCGCUGUAUUGUCAUUUCAGUUUAUGGCCCUACAGACGACUCCUUACGGCCUAAUUUUUGGGAAGAACUGAAUGUCAUUAGACAGUCUUUCACAGGGCCCUGUUGCUUUGUGGGCGAUUUUAAUGUCAUUCGCUUUCCUCACAAGCACUCUCGUCGUCGACGCUCUUCUAGCACCAUGCAUUAUUUCAAUGACUGGAUUCAAGCCCAGGAACUGGUCGAUCUCCCCCUCUUUGGUGCUAAAUUUACCUGGUCUAAUGGGCGCAGAUCCCAGAUUCAAUUCAGACUCGACAGAUUUCUGGUUUCCUUAGAAUGGAUUGAGGAGUUUCCUUCUCUGUCUCAGACGACCCUCCCUCGAACGACAUCGGAUCAUUGCCCCAUCCUUCUCUUGGUUAUUGAUGAUGACUGGGGCCUUAAACCCUUCAAAUUCAAUCCGGCUUGGCUUCGCAUCGACGGCUUCCACCAAAAAAUUGUGGAGUGGUGGUCCUCCUUCCCUUCAGAAAGUUUUGCUGGCUACAGUUUUAUGAAUAAGUUCUGCUUGCUUAAGGAAAACCUAAAGGUUUGGAAGAAGGAGGUGCUUCGGAAGAGAGAAACCGAAAUGGAGACUCUGUUCGAAGAGCUUAAUCUGAUCGACUCUGGGUUGGAAGGCAAUGAUCCCUCCCUGGAGAUGUUAACCAGGCGUAUUCAAAUCAUUCAAUCCAUCUCAUCUAGAUGCCUGGAGAUGAACUCUCUUGGAAAAUCAAAUCGCGUUCCAAAUGGAUUUCAGAGGGAGAUAAGAACACCAAGGUGGUCCAGACCUCAUCUGGAUGCUAUCCAUUUCCGCUCGCUCCUCAGCUCGGAGGCAGAGCGCUUGGAGAUCCCCUUUACGGUUGAUGAGGUGAAAUCGACUAUUCAUUCGAUGGGCGGAGAGAAAUCCUCGGGGCCUGAUGGUUUCCCUAUGAGCUUCUUUCACGUCUUCUGGGAUACUGUUCACCCGGAUAUCAUGAACUUCCUCAAUGAAUUUCAUGCAAGGGGGAAACUCUCUAAAGGCAUUGGUGCGUCGUUUAUUGCCCUUAUUCCCAAAGUUCCAGGGGCUUCUUCUUUCUCGGAUUUCAGGCCUAUUAGCCUCAUUGGCAGUCCGUAUAAAAUUCUGGCAAAACUCUUUAUCUUUACGCCUCGCUUCUGUGAUGGAUAG